Molecule: messenger RNA, 1306 nt
Organism: Sphaerodactylus townsendi
Lineage: Eukaryota; Metazoa; Chordata; Lepidosauria; Squamata; Sphaerodactylidae
Gene: PHOX2B
Product: paired like homeobox 2B
Exons: 3
Coding region: 314-1186 (290 amino acids)
Biological process (GO): regulation of transcription by RNA polymerase II
Molecular function (GO): DNA-binding transcription factor activity, RNA polymerase II-specific; RNA polymerase II transcription regulatory region sequence-specific DNA binding
Source: RefSeq, a predicted model, not a curated record
GCUUCGCUAUUGUCCAAGUUGGAAAGAGCCAAGUUUAUUAUGAGGACGGUAUGCUCUAGAGACCUGGGGCGAGCUGCUCGACGGAGCCCUUUUUUCAUAAAGCUCGGCUCGGCGGCAAGCGGCGAGGCCACUCUGGCAAGGCGAGCCGAGCGGUGAGCAUCUCUCUCUCCUCUCUCUCUCUCCUCUCUCUCUCUCCCUCUCGGCCUGCCUCUGCAGACCCCCCCUCCAGGCCCCCCCAUCCCCUCCCUCCAGCAGCCCCGAUCCGAGGCUCUCCCGCUGCCCCCCGACGGCCGAGCCGCCGCGAGCCUUUUCAAUGUAUAAAAUGGAAUAUUCUUACCUCAAUUCCUCUGCCUACGAGUCCUGUAUGGCCGGCAUGGACACGUCCAGCCUGGCCUCGGCGUACGCCGACUUCAGCUCCUGCAGCCAGGCCGGCGGCUUCCAAUAUAACCCCAUCCGGACCACCUUCGGGGCCACGUCGGGGUGCCCGUCGCUCACGCCCGGCUCCUGCAGCCUGGGCACGCUGCGGGACCACCAGAGCAGUCCCUACGCCGCAGUGCCCUACAAACUCUUCACCGACCACGGCGGCCUGAACGAGAAGAGGAAGCAGAGGCGCAUCCGCACCACCUUCACCAGCGCGCAGCUCAAGGAACUGGAGCGCGUCUUCGCCGAGACCCACUACCCGGACAUCUACACCCGCGAGGAGCUGGCCCUCAAGAUCGACCUCACCGAGGCCCGCGUGCAGGUCUGGUUCCAGAACCGGCGGGCCAAAUUCCGCAAGCAGGAGCGGGCGGCGGCGGCGGCAGCGGCGGCGGCCAAGAACGGCCCGUCGGGCAAGAAAGGCGACCCGUCGCGGGACGACGAGAGCAAGGAGGCCAAGAGCACCGACCCGGACAGCACCGGCGGGCCCGGCCCCAACCCCGGCCCCAACCCGACGCCCGGCUGCGGUGGAGGGCCUAGCCCGGCGGGGGCGCAGGGCGGCGGCGGCGGGGCCGGGCCGGGGCCGGAGGCGGGCAAGGGGGUCCCCCCGGGCGGCUUGGCGGCGGCGCCCGGGCCGGGCUGGGCUCCCGGGCCGGGGCCCAUCACCUCCAUCCCGGAUUCCUUAGGCGGGCCCUUCGCCAGCGUGCUCUCGUCGCUGCAGAGACCCAACGGCACCAAAGGCACCUUGGUCAAGAGCGGCAUGUUUUGAACCCGGGGCCCGGGGCGCCCCAGCGCGGACUCGCCUGGCAACGCCCGGGCGCGGCGGCGGGCGGCUUUCUCUCGCUCGGCCUCCCCUGCUGCAGGGAGGCGCCCCGCUGCCCUCCGAAGG